GGGCUCUGCGGGGUGUGGAGCUGUCAAGAGGGCCUGGUGGGUUCCAGUGGCGGCGGCCCUGGGGAGGGAGGGGCGCGGUCCACAGCGGCCUUCCGCGGCCUCGGCACCGGGGUAGGCCGCCGCGCACGGGCUGCGGCGGUGCGGGCCGCCGGCGCGGGCUAACGGGAACCGCGAGUCCCGCACUAGCUGGAGCCGACUCGGCGGCGCUGGAGGGAUCGGCGGGAAAUGGCGGACGAGGCGUUGUUUCUGCUUCUCCACAACGAGAUGGUGUCCGGAGUCUACAAGUCCGCCGAGCAGGGGGAAGUGGAAAAUGGACGAUGUAUUACUAAGCUGGAAAACAUGGGGUUUCGAGUGGGACAAGGAUUGAUAGAAAGGUUUACAAAAGAUACUGCAAGGUUCAAGGAUGAAUUAGACAUCAUGAAGUUCAUAUGUAAAGAUUUUUGGACUACAGUAUUCAAGAAACAAAUUGACAAUCUAAGGACAAAUCAUCAGGGCAUAUAUGUACUUCAGGACAACAAAUUUCGACUACUUACUCAGCUGUCUGCAGGAAAACAGUAUUUAGAACAUGCAUCAAAGUAUCUAGCAUUUACAUGUGGCUUAAUCAGAGGUGGCUUGUCAAACUUGGGAAUAAAAAGUAUUGUAACAGCUGAAGUAUCUUCAAUGCCCGCCUGCAAAUUUCAGGUGAUGAUCCAGAAGCUGUAGAGUGCAGUGAAGCACAAGAGGGACUCUCCUGUACAAAGUGUUGCAAGUCCUGAUUUCACCUCAUCGUUGGCUGGCUGCGCUCACCAGAUUCCUGCAGACCGAAUCCCAGGAGAUAGAAGGUCCUUCCACCAUGACACAGACUAACUGAACUGUUCCAGGUGAUUGCAGUGGACUAGGCACCAGGAUGUAAAGCUCAUUAUUUUAAACACCCUUACUUCCUUAGUGUGAUACGUAUUUAAUCAUAGAUUGGGAAGUGAAACUCAGGGUGUAUUGAAUUCCUGAAUAGAAAAAUAUGUACCAAUCAGAAGAGUUUGUGUUCAAAUGACCAAAAUUUGUUAAAGUAAAUCUGUUUUAGUUAUUUAAAAAAAAA
Molecule: messenger RNA, 1072 nt
Organism: Onychomys torridus (southern grasshopper mouse)
Lineage: Eukaryota; Metazoa; Chordata; Mammalia; Rodentia; Cricetidae
Gene: Trappc6b
Product: trafficking protein particle complex 6B
Exons: 6
Coding region: 226-702 (158 amino acids)
Biological process (GO): regulation of GTPase activity; endoplasmic reticulum to Golgi vesicle-mediated transport
Cellular component (GO): cis-Golgi network; TRAPP complex; trans-Golgi network
Source: RefSeq, a predicted model, not a curated record